AAUACCUUCUCACAGGUGGGAAAUACCCAGAAAAUGAGUACUGCAACAGCGUCUUCUGAGCAUUGUCAUCAUCAUGUGCAUUUUGAUCAGUCUAUUAAGGAAAAUCUCGAGUCAGACAACAGCAUUGGGUACCAGAAGAGUGGAGAGGAUACAGUUACGGUUCACUUGGGAUUUCUGCAGAUAAAUCAUCGAUAUCUGUUGGAGCUACAAUUACCCAUAAAUGCAUCACCAGCAUUUCUGUCUGGUGAAAGAAUUGCCCUUGCAGGGGAUGAGAGAGCAUUACCCAAUGUCAAUUGCAAAUUUAUAGAAAUUUCGGGAAAAGUAGGAAGUCACUUUGAUCUCAAAGUUGAGUUCUUUGCGCACAAAGAGAAACUCCUGAGGGAAGAAUUGAAUUUGGUAAAUGUACAAAAUACCAGUGAAAAAUUAAAACUGGUACUGAGUGCACGGGUACUGGGAAGGGGAAAGGGUACACCAAUGCUGCGGAAUGGGAUUCACUGUGUAGGAGUUGAGGCUGAUGAGGAAUCAGAAGCUUCUGACUGGCAGGGAUUCUCUUCGAGAGGUGGCGAUCCAGAGAAAGAUGGAGAGGAUUAAAUGAAUAAUUUUAGGCUAAAAAUGCAUUUUAUCUCUUUGACCUCUAUUGAUUAUGAAUUUCCAUGUAGUUUUUAUCAGAUAAAAUAAAAUAUGGAAUCAUUCAUUUUAAC
Messenger RNA from Phlebotomus papatasi, 701 nucleotides. RefSeq names its product UPF0687 protein C20orf27 homolog. NCBI's taxonomy places the organism in Eukaryota, Metazoa, Arthropoda, Insecta, Diptera, Psychodidae. The record is from RefSeq and is a predicted model, not a curated record. Bases 34 to 591 code for a protein of 185 amino acids. The transcript is spliced from 2 exons.